Messenger RNA from Meriones unguiculatus (Mongolian gerbil), 2068 nucleotides. Its product is annotated as cytochrome P450 2G1. Gene Ontology annotation, cellular component: cytoplasm; intracellular membrane-bounded organelle. The record is from RefSeq and is a predicted model, not a curated record. Gene Ontology annotation, molecular function: iron ion binding; oxidoreductase activity, acting on paired donors, with incorporation or reduction of molecular oxygen, reduced flavin or flavoprotein as one donor, and incorporation of one atom of oxygen; heme binding. Gene Ontology annotation, biological process: xenobiotic metabolic process. The transcript has 9 exons. Lineage: Eukaryota; Metazoa; Chordata; Mammalia; Rodentia; Muridae. The coding region runs from base 111 to 1325 and encodes 404 amino acids.
CAUCACUGCAGCACUCCACCCAUCACAGGUGAUCCCUCAUUGCUGUGUGACGCCUUUCCUGGGGAAAUGCCAAGAACUGUCCACUUAUCUACAUAGAGAAUUGAUGAAAAAUGAAGCUCCAGAAAAAAUAUGGCUCUGUGUUCACUGUGUACUUUGGUCCGAGGCCAGUGGUUAUCUUAUGUGGACAUGAGGCAGUGAAGGAAGCCCUAGUAGACCAGGCAGAUGACUUCAGUGGCCGUGGUGAAAUGCCUACAAUAGAGAAGAAUUUCCAAGGUCAUGGUUUAGUUAUGUCCAAUGGAGAACGAUGGAAGAUUCUCCGGCGUUUUUCCCUGACUGUUCUUCGAAACUUUGGGAUGGGGAAGCGGAGCAUUGAGGAAAGGAUCCAGGAGGAAGCUGGCUACCUACUGGAGGAAUUCCAUAAAACCAAGGGUGCUCCCAUAGACCCCACCUUGUACCUGAGCCGCACUGUAUCCAAUGUCAUCUGUUCCGUUGUCUUUGGGAAACGCUUCGACUAUGAGGACAAGCUUUUCCAGAGCCUAAUGAAGAUGAUCAACGAGAGCUUUGUGGAGAUGAGCAUGCCCUGGGCACAGUUAUAUGACAUGUACGGGAGAGUCCUGCAGUAUUUUCCAGGAAGACACAACCACCUCUAUAACUUGAUAGAAAACCUUAAGGACUUCAUUGCAUCCAGGGUCAAGAUCAAUGAAGCAUCCUUCGACCCCUCAGACCCUAGGGACUUCAUUGACUGCUUUCUCAUCAAGAUAUAUGAGGAUAAAAGCAACCCCCACUCAGAAUUCAACCUCAAGAACUUGGUCCUCACCACCCUUAACCUCUUCUUUGCUGGCACGGAAACGGUGAGCUCCACAUUGCGCUACGGAUUCUUGCUGCUGAUGAAGUAUCCCGAGGUGGAGGCCAAGAUUCUCGAGGAGAUUAACCAGGUGAUCGGAAUGCACCGUGCUCCAAAACUGGAUGACCGGGCUAAGAUGCCGUACACUGAUGCCGUCAUCCAUGAGAUACAGAGGAUGACAGAUGUUGUGCCCCUGGGUGUCCCCCAUAAUGUCACACGGGACACUCAUUUCCGAGGCUACUUUCUGCCCAAGGGUACGGAUGUGUAUCCACUGAUUGGCUCGGUCCUCAGAGAUCCCAAGUACUUCCGAUACCCGGAUGCUUUUUAUCCUCAGCAUUUUCUGGAUGAGCAGGGACACUUCAAGAAGAAUGACGCCUUUGUGGUCUUUUCCUCUGGAAAGCGCAGAUGCGUGGGGGAGGCGCUGGCCAACAUGGAGCUUUUCAUCUACUUCACCUCCAUCCUUCAGAAGUUCUCCUUAUGAUCCCUAGUGCCUCCUGCUGAGAUUGACAUCGCUCACAGGAUCUCCGGCUUUGGCAACAUCGCCCCCAUCUACAAGCUCUGCCUGGUGGCCCGCUGAGGGCACUGCCAGGCCAGCGAAGAGCCCCCUUAGCUGAGCACUGCUGGAGUUCACAUACACCCAUUCUUCCCAUCUCUCUCCCACUCUCCCUGCUCUCUCUCAAUCCUCCCUUCACUUUCAAGAAAAGUCACUCUUACUACUGUGCUGAGACCAUGGGUCAGGAGAGGUGUCUGGAAAAACAGGCUGGAUGGAUAAAACAGGGCUCUAGCCACAGUUUGGGGAAAAGCUUAAAGAUUUAAUUAAAUUCACUGAUUUGUUUUUCAACCUUGGUCUCAGUCCGAACCAAACUCUUACAGACUCUGUGUGUUUUCAUGGUCCUUUGGGUCUUUGCCCUGGUAGUGACCAGAAUGUACUUCAUGGUUGCUUUUCUUUCUCCUCCCCAAUAAAGAACUCAAGACUGUUGACCCUAACAAGUUUCCUGUGUAUCUGUUGUCUCGGGAAAUAACCAAGGGAUGAGACACCUAAGCAGGGUGCCAGGAAGUAGCUUAUUGUUGUGAACAACAGGCCCCCUAAUAUCCCCUCCACAUAGCAACCCAGAGUGACAUGUACUUUGGUUGGCCGUAUUAAGCUUGUGGAACAUAAUAUAAUAAAACUGCCCCUGCCAAAACAGAAGUUAAUCAUGAGCAGAAGUUUUUCAGUGCAGAAGG